Polypterus senegalus (gray bichir) is the source of this 1340-nucleotide messenger RNA. Its product is annotated as transmembrane protein 17A. The record is from RefSeq and is a predicted model, not a curated record. Lineage: Eukaryota; Metazoa; Chordata; Cladistia; Polypteriformes; Polypteridae. Gene Ontology annotation, cellular component: ciliary transition zone. The transcript has 4 exons. The coding region runs from base 167 to 793 and encodes 208 amino acids. Gene Ontology annotation, biological process: non-motile cilium assembly.
AAUAAUGUACACAUUAUUUUUCAAUUUCAUGUAGAUGAAUGAUAGAGUAUAAUGUGCAUUAACAGCGGUACUUAAGAACAAGUCCGCGUAGCAUCGUCGCCACCCCCUACCAUUUAAUCCGAUUUGCAGCAGACGGCUAUCUGUCCUCAGUCACUUGAGAGACGCCAUGUACGCAGCGCCUCGCGGUCCGAUCCCGGCUGGCUUGCAGCUCCGUCUUCUAAAGCUGAGCGGGGCUCUCUUCACCCACAACAAGACGCGGGACAGCGGCGACCGAGCUGUGGCUUUUAACUCAGCUCACCAGAUGGUGUCCCACCUACCCCUGCAGAUGCUGCUCUAUUUCAACGUCUUCUAUUUUCCCUUCUGGUGGCUCUCUGAAGUUCUGAUGCUGGAGCUGAAGUUACCCCUGCUGGCCGGCUACUACCAGGUUCUGCUUAUUAUGGGAAUGGUGGUCAUCACCUCAACUGAGCUACUGCGGCUUUACCUCGGCUAUAUAGGGAACCUGCAGGAAAAGGUUCCAGAACUGGCCACUUUCUGGCUUCUCACUGUAUUCUUCCAGCUGCCCCUCCUGCUGUUUUUCCAAACCGAUGAAGAGGUUGUCAUCUUGCCCCUGGAGAGGGCUGUUCACCUGAUAUUCCUGCUUUUUCUUGUCUCAGAAACAGUUAUGGCCUUCCUGGCUUUGAAAGCAGUGACUCAGAAACUCACCCUGAAAUAUCAUCUCAGCCAGUUUGACGAUGGCACGGGCCACAACGGGCACCGGCAGAGCGACUUCCUUAUGUUGGGAAACAGAACGUGAGGAGGACAAUCAAAAGACAGAACAUCAGCUACAGUAACGGGAAAGAACUUGUAGGCAGCCAUAAAGCUCAAGCAAUACUCAAUAUGGCACUGGGAACUAAAUUAACUUUGCACUCAUAUUACACAGCCUGCUUGCGAAAUAUUAUACUUUCAUACGGUGUACAAUGUUUUUCAUUCCUAUUUAUUACUAUUAUGUUGCACUGUUUGCUUAUCCUUAUCAUUACUUGUUUUCCUUAGUAUACCGUUGUUAGUCUGGGAUAACAUAUUUCUUGGGCUCUGCUAGGAGAAACACUUAAGACAGUUUUCCACCAAUGGUUUCUAGCAAACACCGAUUGGUUUAUUGUACCAAAAGAACUUGGUCUUGAAAGUUAUAAAAAGUGUCAGCACAUAUAACAACAUUUGAGAACCCCUCAUCUACUAGACACACUGGAACACCAGAACUGCUGAAAUGCACCUUUUAAAUUGCAGCCCUCCAUCUUCUUGGAGGGCUUCUUCUCCCUACAGAUUUUAUUUAUUUAUUUUUUUUUUUUCUCCAGCCGUCUGGAGUU